AUGGACCUAGUGUUGGCACAGCUGCAGCAGCAGCAUGGGGGAGCUCGCCAAGUGGAGCCGCGUCGGAAAGACGCGGAUGGCAGCGUCUACGCCUCCGUGGGCACUCGCCCGGUGCCGCCGCCCAAGGCGCUGCGCGCCAUCCACGCGGAGCGGCAGCGCGAGCGCCAGGAGCGCGAGGAGCAGCAGGAAGCCGAGGUCUUUGAGCGGGAGAUGGGCAUGACGGUCAAGGAGAGCCGCACCCUGCUGGCCUUUGAUGCCGACGUGGAACCCGCCGCGCGCCGUUUGAGCGCCCAAGAGCAGCUGGAGGUGGAGCUGGCGGACACGGCCUGCCGAUAUGAGAUCGCUGGCUGCGGCCUGGGCGAGUGCGACGGGAGCUACGUCUUCAUGGAGGCUUCCUCCUCUGGCGCCCCGGUGUACGAAGCGUCAAGCGGCUGGGUGCUGCACCGACAGCGCGUCCCCGAGUUGGCGCAGCUGGGGGAGGGGGACGAGGGCAAGAGCUUCGGGUGGCUCAUCUCCAAGGAUGGGAAGCCCUUCUACGGCGUCCGGUCCGAGGCGCCCCGUGUGCCUGGCGACGCCUGGCAGUGCUUCUACGGGCCACCGCCCCCGCCGUCCCAGGUGGUGGCGGUCAGUUGGGAGGAUCACUUCCUCAAGGAAGUGGGCGACCUCAAGGCGCGGGGGAACGCGGCCAUGAAGGAGGAGAGGUACCUGGAGGCCGAGCGCCUGUAUACCCAGGGCCUUGACACCAUGCAGGGCUACGACCAGGUGCUCGGCCGCCGUCUGCGGGACCUGCGCCUCGCCCUGCGCGCGAACCGCGCCGAGGCCUCGCUGCGGCGGGGCGUCUUCGAGGCCGCGGCCGCGGACGGCGCAUGGGUCCUCGACCAGGACCCCUGCCACGCCAAGGCGGCCGUGCGCCUGGCCAAGGCCUCUAAGGCGCUGAAGCGCUUGGGCUCGGUGGCGCAUCGCCUGGAAAGGCUUCCCGAGCUCCAGGCUUGGUACGAGGAGGCGGAGCUGCUGCGUCGCUGCGGCCUGGCGGAGGCGCUUCUCACAGGUCGACGGAGCUAG
Molecule: messenger RNA, 1062 nt
Organism: Effrenium voratum
Lineage: Eukaryota; Dinophyceae; Suessiales; Symbiodiniaceae
Source: the annotation of a GenBank genome assembly